GCGCGCGCACGGCUGGCGUUUCCUCGGCGCGGAGGAGGGGGACGCGGCGAGGAGGGUCGUCAAGCUUUGGUGUAUGUGUUGGCCAGUUCUAAAAUCUCCUUGAGGGAGCCCUACAUUGAGGAAGAUCAAAGCAGCCAGCUUGCCAACUGCGGGAUGGACCGUUUGGGUUCCUUUAGCAAUGAUCCCUCGGAUAAGCCACCUUGCCGAGGCUGCUCCUCUUACCUCAUGGAACCUUAUAUCAAGUGUGCUGAAUGUGGGCCACCUCCUUUUUUCCUCUGCUUACAGUGUUUCACGAGAGGAUUUGAGUACAAGAAACAUCAAAGUGAUCAUACUUACGAAAUAAUGACCUCAGAUUUUCCUGUUCUUGACCCCAGCUGGACUGCUCAAGAAGAAAUGGCCCUUUUAGAAGCUGUGAUGGACUGUGGCUUUGGAAAUUGGCAGGAUGUAGCAAAUCAGAUGUGCACCAAGACCAAGGAGGAGUGUGAGAAGCAUUAUAUGAAGCAUUUCAUCAAUAACCCUCUAUUUGCAUCCACCCUGCUGAACCUGAAACAAGCAGAGGAGGCAAAAACUGCUGACACAGCCAUUCCAUUUCACUCUACAGAUGACCCUCCCAGACCUACCUUUGACUCCCUGCUUUCUCGGGACAUGGCAGGAUACAUGCCAGCUCGAGCAGACUUCAUUGAGGAGUUUGACAAUUAUGCAGAAUGGGACUUGAGAGACAUUGAUUUUGUUGAAGAUGACUCGGACAUUUUACACGCUCUGAAGAUGGCUGUGGUGGAUAUCUAUCAUUCCAGGUUAAAGGAGAGACAGAGGCGAAAAAAAAUUAUAAGAGACCAUGGAUUAAUCAACCUUAGAAAGUUUCAGUUAAUGGAACGGCGAUAUCCCAAGGAAGUCCAAGACCUUUAUGAAACCAUGAGGCGAUUUGCAAGGAUAGUGGGACCAGUGGAGCAUGACAAGUUCAUUGAAAGCCAUGCAUUGGAAUUUGAACUCCGAAGGGAAAUCAAGAGGCUCCAGGAAUACAGGACAGCAGGCAUUACCAAUUUUUGUAGUGCCAGAACCUAUGAUCACCUCAAGAAGACCCGAGAAGAGGAGCGCCUCAAACGUACCAUGCUCUCCGAAGUCCUCCAGUACAUCCAGGACAGCAGUGCCUGCCAGCAGUGGCUCCGCCGGCAGGCUGACAUUGAUUCUGGCCUGAGUCCUUCUGUUCCAAUGGCUUCGAAUUCAGGUAGACGAAGUGCACCGCCCUUGAACCUCACUGGCCUCCCUGGCACAGAGAAAUUGAAUGAAAAGGAGAAGGAGCUCUGUCAGAUGGUGAGGUUGGUCCCAGGAGCCUAUUUAGAAUACAAAUCUGCUCUAUUGAACGAAUGUAACAAGCAAGGAGGCUUGAGACUGGCCCAGGCAAGAGCACUCAUCAAGAUAGACGUGAACAAAACCCGGAAAAUCUAUGACUUCCUCAUCCGAGAAGGCUACAUCACUAAAGCCUGAGGCUGCCCAGGUCUGGGAUCAGAAAUCACAAGUUUGAAAUGUGGUGAGCCAAAGGACAGGACGGGCAUUGUGGAGUUUCGUUUUUGAGCUGAAUUCUCGCCGUAAAAAGAGAAGAACAAAGGCAACCUUAAGUUGUAUUAACGUCUAUUUUCUUCUCCACCCUGCUUUAAACUACUCCUGUUGUUAGUAUCGUACUGCCGAGGUACAUGCUAGAUAAGCUAUUAUUAAUUGUGUGUGGGCAUUCAUUCCUAACACCUCUUGUAACGAAAACAGGAACCAUCGUACCUCACAUCACAGCGCUGGUAGAAAUAGAACUAAACCAGUCUUUAGUCCCAGGAAUCCAGCUCAGAUCCUUGUACUUGCUUGGUCAGUUGGUUUUCUGAUUAUCUAUUUGUCUUCAAACUUUAUGGACAGAUUUAAAAUAAAGAAAAAGGCUCUAGGGCAGGAGAAAGCUCUUUCCAUCUGAGGAUGUUUUGAAGCCGACAACUUUACGUUUACGAGCAAAGAGGCAGAAGACCUCCCCAUGAUGGUCGUGUCCCAGAUUGCAUCUUGAACUUUAAUGUCUGGCUUCGUAAUUUGCAGUCUGACUGUAAUCUGCAGUAGACUUUUGAGGAGGUGGCACCGGAUGUGAAAUGUCUGUUAUUUUUAGAAUUAAUGGAUUAAAAUGUUUUGCUACGUAA
This is a messenger RNA of Phacochoerus africanus (Common warthog), 2165 nucleotides long. It is a transcript of the gene TADA2A, whose product is annotated as transcriptional adaptor 2A. Gene Ontology annotation, cellular component: nucleus; SAGA-type complex. Gene Ontology annotation, molecular function: zinc ion binding; protein binding; transcription coactivator activity. Gene Ontology annotation, biological process: chromatin remodeling; regulation of transcription by RNA polymerase II. The transcript has 16 exons. Lineage: Eukaryota; Metazoa; Chordata; Mammalia; Artiodactyla; Suidae. The coding region runs from base 154 to 1485 and encodes 443 amino acids. The record is from RefSeq and is a predicted model, not a curated record.